CCCAGGGCUCGGGCCUCCGCACACCCCUAACCGCCCCUGACCCGUGGCCCACGCAAGGCUCCCAGGCGCUUGCAAGAUGCUCACAGUGGCUGUGUGCCUGGCGCUGCUGGGCUGCCUGCAGGCCCAGGAGCUCCGUGGACAUGUGUCCAUAAUCCUGCUGGGAGCCACCGGGGACCUGGCAAAGAAGUACUUGUGGCAGGGACUCUUCCAGCUGUACCUGGACGAGGCAGGGAACGGCCACCAUUUUAGCUUCCACGGGGCCGCUCUAACGCCUCCCCAACAGGGCCAGGAGCUCAUGGCCAAGGCCCUGGAGACUCUCUCCUGCCCCAAGGACACCAUGCCCAGCCACUGCGCUGAACUCAAGGAGCAGUUCCUGCAGCUAAGCCAGUACCACCAACUGAGGACGGCUGAGGACUACCAGGCUCUGAGCAGACAUAUCGAGGCCCAUGUCCAGCAGGAGGGCCUCCAGGAGGCUGGCAGGAUCUUCUACUUCUCAGUGCCUGCCUUCGCCUAUGCCGACAUUGCCCGCCACAUUAAUAGCAGCUGCCGGCCAGCCCCUGGCGCCUGGCUGCGGGUUGUCCUCGAGAAACCCUUCGGCCACGACUACCACUCAGCCCAGCAACUGGCCACGGAACUCGGGAGCUUUUUCCAAGAGGAGGAGAUGUUCCGAGUGGACCAUUACCUGGGCAAGCAGGCCGUGGCUCAGAUUCUGCCCUUCCGGGACCAGAACCGCCAGGCCUUGGAUGGCCUCUGGAACCGGCACCACGUGGAACGGGUGGAGAUCAUCAUGAAGGAGACGGUGGAUGCGGAAGGCCGCACCAGCUUCUACGAGGAGUACGGCGUCAUCCGGGACACUCUGCAGAAUCACCUGACGGAGCUCCUCAUGCUCAUCGCCAUGGAGCUGCCUAGCGACAUUGGCAGCUCGGCUGCGGUGCUGGAGCAUAAGCUGCAGGCCUUCCGCGCCCUGCGGGGCCUGCAGAAGGGCAGCGCCGUCCUGGGCCAGUACCAGACCUACAGCGGGCAGGUGCGGCAGGAGCUGCAGAAGCCGGGCAGCUUCCACAGCCUGACGCCAACCUUCGCAGGGGUCCUGGUCCACAUGGACAAUCUGCGCUGGGAGGGUGUGCCUUUCAUCCUGACAUCUGGUAAGGCCUUGGAUGAGAGAGUGGGCUAUGUUCGCAUCGUGUUCAAGAACCGGGCCUAUUGUGCCCAGAGCGAGGGCCACUGGGCCGCAGAGCAGAGCCGAUGUCUGCCCCAGCAGAUCGUCUUCUACAUCGGACAUGGUGGGCUGGGCCACCCCGCCAUCCUGGUCAGCCGGAACCUGUUCAGGCCCUCCCUGCCCUCUCAGAGCUGGGAGGAGGUAGAGGCCCAGCCGGGCCUCCGCCUUUUCGGCCGGCCCUUGUCCGAUUACUAUGCCUUCCGCCCGGUACGGGAGUGGGACGCCUACUCCUUCCUGUUAUCCCAGAUCUUCCACUGUCGGAAGGAAUCCUUCAUCACCACGGAGAAUUUGCUGGCCUCCUGGGUCUUCUGGACCCCCUUGUUGGACAGCGUGGCCCACGAAGUCCCACGCAUCUACCCCGGGGGCUCGGAGAACGGUCACCUGCUGGACUUCGAGUUUGGCGGCGGCCAGUUGUCGUUCACCCAGCAGCCGCUGGAGCAGCUGGUGCCCGGGCUGGCGUCUUCCCCAAGGCCCAGUGACUUCCGGGUCCUCAGGGCCCAGUACCGAGAAAGCCCGCUGAUCUCCGCCUGGCCUGAGGAGCUCAUCUCUAAGCUGGCCAGUGAUAUUGAGGCCACCGCCCAGCAGGCCGUGCGGCGCUUUGGCAAGUUCCACCUGGCGCUCUCGGGCGGCUCCAGCCCCGUCGCCCUGUUCCAGCAGCUGGCCACCGGACACUUCAGCUUCCCCUGGGCCAACACGCACCUGUGGCUGGUGGAUGAGCGCUGCGUGCCUCUCUCAGAUCCGGACUCCAACUUCCAGGGCCUGCAGGCGCACCUGCUGCAGCACAUCCGGGUCCCGUACUACAACAUCCACCCCAUGCCCGUGCACCUGCACCAGAGACUCUGCGCCGAGGAGGACCAGGGUGCCCAGACCUACGCCAGUGAGAUCUCCGCCCUGGUGGCCAACAGCAGCUUCGACCUGGUCUUGCUGGGCAUGGGCAUAGAUGGGCACACGGCCUCCCUCUUCCCACAGUCGCCCACGGGCCUGGAUGGCGAGCAGCUUGUGGUGUUGACCAAGAGCCCCUCCAGACCACACCAGCGCAUGAGCCUCAGCCUGCCCCUCAUCAACCGUGCCAAGAAGGUGGCCGUCCUGGUCAUGGGCAGGACGAAGCGGGAGAUCACCAUGCUGGUGAGCCGUGUGGGGCACCAGCCAAAGAAGUGGCCCAUCUCGGGUGUGCUGCCUCGUUCUGGCCAGCUGGUUUGGUACAUGGACUACGAGGCCUUUCUGGGGUGAUGGGGAUGCCUCCGCCCUUUGCUCCACCCAGACUUGCUCCCACCAGCCAUCUUCCUUUGCAUCCUGCCUCUCCCUGUCCAGGGCACGAUGAGCUCCAUCGCCGCUUCUGAGGGAGCCGGCUCUGUGUGGUGGCGGGGUCUACAUGCAGAGCCAAAGCACAAGUAGCUUCUCUGCUCUUGAGAUGCCUCACACCCAGGUCAGAGGAGAAACUUCAACCAUGGAAAAUCCAGCAGUUACAGGUCAGCACCGAGUAAAAUGGGAGAAGCUGGAGUCCCCAAGAAGGCAUGAGGCCUGGUGUCAGGUGACCCCUGCCUUCCUGUGGCCUGGUAAAAAUCAGGUGCCUCCGACUCCCCAUGGCCUCCUAUGGCCUACUGCCCAGCUUUUACAUGAUUAGCUGACUGCCUGGUCCUUGCACACAGCUUCUACUUGCUGUGUUGAGGGUCUUGUCCCCUGGGUUCUCAGUUCCUCCCGUUCCUCUUUUCUUUUUCUGUCAGUCGUGGGGCCUGGACUCUGGGCCUGGGCGCUGUCCCUCAGCUCUUCAGCUCA
Dipodomys ordii (Ord's kangaroo rat) is the source of this 2992-nucleotide messenger RNA. It is a transcript of the gene H6pd, whose product is annotated as hexose-6-phosphate dehydrogenase (glucose 1-dehydrogenase). The record is from RefSeq and is a predicted model, not a curated record. Gene Ontology annotation, cellular component: endoplasmic reticulum. The transcript has 5 exons. Lineage: Eukaryota; Metazoa; Chordata; Mammalia; Rodentia; Heteromyidae. Gene Ontology annotation, biological process: glucose metabolic process; pentose-phosphate shunt, oxidative branch; pentose-phosphate shunt. Gene Ontology annotation, molecular function: NADP binding; 6-phosphogluconolactonase activity; glucose-6-phosphate dehydrogenase activity. The coding region runs from base 77 to 2446 and encodes 789 amino acids.